GAGAUUUACCAACACCACUGCACAAAAGACAGCGGUGCGCCUCACACGCAUCUCUUUUGUUCUGUUUAAAAACGAGAUGUCAGAAAUCAUGCCGCCAUGAUUUGCUCGGAACGUGUGCGCUACGUGUAUUGAGUGACAGGAGCCUUGUGCAACACGCGAUGUGAAUCGAUGAGUCGGGCAGCUGUGGAAGAUGACAGAGGAACCCUGGUGAAAGACGCCGUACCUCAUUGUGUUGUGUUUAUUAAGACGGCGUUUUUGGGUUAACAGAGACGACGCGUUUCGUGCGUAACGAGAGACCUUUGUCAAGUCUGUUCCUUUCUUUUGCACGUCGGUUUAGUAAGACUCGUCCUUUGACGCCGAGCAUCUCUUCAUGUCUUCAGGUUCUCAUUAGGUUGCUCCCUACAGAGUGUGAAGCAAUCACGCAGGAAGACAAUGCUUGUCGUCUUCAGUUUGCUGAUGAGGACACAGCAGGUGUGACUGGGGUUGGGACAGCGCCCUUGUUGAUAUGGUUUGCAGCGAACAGAGUUCUGGCACAUCGGUGCCCAAAAAGGACACCCAGAGCCGCAAGAGGAGGAAAUCACGUCCUCAGGGUCUGCCCUCUCCGGCCCUCUGCUGUGCAUGUGGCUUGUGCAUUAUGUUGGCGGGCAUCAACAUCACCUUAGUGGGCGCCUUCGCUUUUAGCACGCUCGUGCCCUCAAGCAAUCCUCCGAUUAUCAUUGGACCUAUACUGUUGCUGGUGGCGUUCUCAUUCUUUGGGGCUUGUUGCAUUUGCAGUCGGUUGCCUCCUCCUCAAAGCUCUCGUCGGGCUAAAGGAGGUGGGGGUUUGGGAUUCAUGGGCCGAGGAGGAGGUGGGUUGGGUGGAGGUGCGGCGUUUGAGAUCGAGACCAGUGAGCAUACGAUGCAGGACACUACGGCUGUGCAGCUCAGCCCCACCAACUCCCCCUGCUCCUCCCACGCCUCAAGCCCAGGGAGAGAUGCUCCAGCCACUGCUGCCAACGCAACCGUUCCUGCCCCGGAGUAUGUUCCUCCUGCAAGAUCCUGCAAGCUCUUUACUAUGGAAGCCAAUGGACCCAACUCAACUUUGGCAGCGUUUUCUGCUUCAUCAGGAGGUGGAGGGGCGGUCCGGCUCACCUUGCCUUCAGAUUCCGUCGCCACUUAAGGGUGAAACUUAAGGCUGCCCUCCGGAGAAGCGCUGGCAUUAUGUGUAAAUAUGUCUUCAGAUGAAAAGAAUUUAGUUGAUUGUCACGGUUGGCACGAGGUGCAAAAAACAUUGAAAUUUUGACAUCGUUUCAAUGGGUUGGUCUCAGGCUUCUGUGAGGGCCAUGACAUAAAAUUGGCUAUAUGAGAAGCACAUGACCAGCCUUGCGUCGUCUUGUGCUCUCGUAGCGACAGAGAGACAUCUUUGAAAGGUGAAUCACAGUGGCGUGUUCCACAUAUUUGUACUGUGCCACUGUUACUCAGAGCAUUCACAGUUUCUGCGCUCCAAAGAGAUAGAAUCAGCUGUUGUGUAAAAAGGCUUUGGAGAAGAGCCUAAAAGACAGAACCAGUAGCUCAGCAGAGAGACAUUACACUGAGUGUUGCUGUAUGUACAGUCUAUAGUGUUUUAUCAAAACUGAAUUCAGCUGUUAAACUGUCGGAAAUUAAAUUGUUGUAUGUUUUCUUCUUAAUAUGUAGCCUACUUGUUCUUUUUGGCUGGAAGUGUUGUGUUUAAGAGCUUGUACAAACCUGGACGAUAAUCGCGCGCGCUUAUUUCGAGACGUUUUCCAAGCGAUUCAUCUUGCUUCCUCUCAGUCAAUGUGUCCUCAGCAAGACCGUUUGUGCUUGAGCCAAAUAUAAAUAAUCUCAUUGGUCGGACGGAUAUUAACGCUCCACGUCAACCCAAAAUUCAAGCAAGAGGCGUUGAAAAAAUUACGCUUUUAUGCAUGGGGUUUAGCGUGUUAGUGUGCACACUCACAUUGGCGCUCAUAGUUAAGUCACGAGGCGUUAAACGUCAACGAUAAAUGCACGGGAUUAUCGUCCAGGUGUGGACGGGCCAUUAUGAUGAUUUUCUAUGGCCAAGUGUUUUGAUUUUGUCGUCUUUGAAUGCUCAAAUAAGCCGUGACACUGUGUAAAUGCACUGCCAAUUUUGUUUUUGUUUUGAAAGUUUUGGUUAAGCAGUGCCAUAGUUCAGUGAAGGGAAAGAAAACAAACAACUCAAUUUCCACAUGAAGAAUAACACAUUAUAUUAUGAUCUGUCUGGAAAACACACAAUUGUCAGCAAAUGUGGAUAGGGGCAUAUCAGCGUAUCCAAGUUAAUUUUAAAUUAAAUUAUUGUUGCAUUUUGUUUAUUGUUGAGAGUUUUGUCAUUAAUGAAUUGACAUCUUAUUUGACUUUAAAAACGUGAAUUGUUUUAUAAUUCUGCCAAGUAAAACAAUAUCUCUCUUUUUCUUGUAAUUGCCAAAUGCUGUUUCUCCCCAGUAUCUAUGGUCUGUUGUCUUUCAGGCAUUGUUUAUGUCGGUGCUAGUCUUCUGGUAAUUUUGUGACAACAUUAGAAUAUGCUAUGGUUCCUUUCCUUCUGUCUUAUUGUUUCCCAAUUUUUUACUUUGGGCUUUGAAAGCAAGAACCAGGACUGUUCUUAAACAUGCCCUCUAUCACUGUGCUGAUGGUUCAAUAUAAACAGUAAAACUAUUUUCCUUACGUUAAUUCUAUAAGAGAGUUCAGCUAACAGUGACGGCCAUUGAUACUGUCAGAAUUGCAAGCACACUCAACAAUAAAAAAGCGAACGAUAUCAUUCAAUUACCUUACACCACUGCGAAAAGGAAAAUGAUUAAAUUAUUCUUUGUUAAAGAGAAAGCUUAAACUUAUACAUCUCUAAAGUUUGACUUCUGUUAUCAUUUUCAUCAUCUAAAAAUUAGUAAAGGGCUUAAUGUGAUAGUUUAAUGAUAUAAUAAUGUAGUGUUUCCUUUUUUAUUCUGUCACUGUAGUGAUUUCAAUGUUAUUAUGUAUCUCUGUCAUAUAUUUGCAGUAUAUUUCUGUCAAAUGCCUCCGUAUUUUUGUUUAAUACUGAACAAAGUGCAACAUGAACUGCAUGCUUACAAACAGUGCAAUGUUGCCAUGGAAAAAAUAACAUUUCAUUGUUUGUAAAGAGAGCUUUCAGUGUAUGAAGUAUUAGGAAAAGAAGAUAUGUUGGACUGUGGAGCCUGGAAUCAUCAGUAUUUUUACAGACUCAAUGUCAGACUCUAUGAAAUAAUUAUAUCCACCUCUGUUUGUACGCUGCUACAGUAUUUGGCAUUUACACAUUUGCUGUACAGACCCGAAGGAAUUGAAUUCUGCCUUAAUGACUGUGAUCUCAGGAUCAAACCAGUGAGGGCUAUACAAAUGUCCAAUGAGAACAUUUGGUCAUGUGGUAUUACUGCACCUAGAGAGAUGUUUUAAUGUUUAUUUUUCUGUCAGGUGUGUUCUUACAAGUAUUUAAGUGGUAUUUAAAUUGAGGGAGAAAUUCAGUUUGAUAAGGUUUGAUUAAAGCAUUGUUAUUAAUCUGGUUAUUAAUCUGGCUAUGUUGAG
Molecule: messenger RNA, 3543 nt
Organism: Triplophysa dalaica
Lineage: Eukaryota; Metazoa; Chordata; Actinopteri; Cypriniformes; Nemacheilidae
Gene: tmem275a
Product: transmembrane protein 275a
Exons: 2
Coding region: 506-1159 (217 amino acids)
Source: RefSeq, a predicted model, not a curated record